AUGCUGAAUCUCCGGAUUGGUACUAUUAACUGCCGCACCCUGAGCUCCAGGACAAGAAUUGCCGCGUUGGAAGAGGCCACAAUGGAGGUACCUUUCGAUAUAAUCGGAUUAUGCAGUACACAAAGAAGAAGAUACGAAGUUUUAAAAUUACAGCUAAGUGGUCAUAUGAUUUUCUUUUCCGACUCAACAGGGUUUCUGGUCAAUAAGAAAUGUAUUAAUUGCUGUUUUUUUCACCCUCUUUGUGACAGAGUCUCAUACAUCGACAUUCUCACAAAAACCAGCCGCUUUCGUGUAAUUCAAGUGUACGCACCAACGAUUGACUAUGCCGACAACGAAUACGCCGAUUUCCUUCAAAUUGUUUCUGAAGCACUGCUAUCACGCUUCCAAAGUCCUCCACAAAUUAGAUAUUCCACAUACAAAGUUGUCGUUGGAGAUUUCAAUGCUAAAGUCGGAUGUGGAGAAUUGGGAGAGAACUUUAUAGGGCCAUAUGGUCUAGGAACGCGCAACCGAAGAGGAAACACAUUGGCUAGUUUCUGUUCGGAAAAUGAGCUUUAUCUGAUGAAUAACCGCUUCCCAAAAAGGCUUACCAGAAAAUGGACAUGGAUAUCUCCUAAUAUGAAAACAAGAAAUGCCAUCGAUUUUGUUUUAUCAACGAACCCCUCCAUUUUCCUUGACGUGGACAUCAUCGGUCGGUUCCACAUCGAUAGUGAUCAUCGGCUCGUCAUGGCAAAAAUUCGUCUGCCGUCUCAAUUCCAUUACUUUCGAAAUAACUGCAAGUGUAAGACAGUUUUGAAUAGAUCAAUUUUCCGUUCUACUUUAAAACAACUCGCAACUGCCGCCGAUCUAAGUAAUUAUGAGCAACUGAAAGCUACAAUAAAAAUAGCCGCUACUGUUGCUACAUCCAGGACAAAAGAGACCCACAUUUCCGAUACGACAAGAAAACUGUAUGAAAUUCGACAUCGACUUUUACAUCAACAGUCUGCUAAAAACGCUGUGGAAUUUUCAAUUGUCAGCAAAGCACUGCGGCUCUCUUUGAAAACAGACAUCGAGCAGAAACAUCUGAUGCGAUUACAUCAAGCAAUCUCUAGAAGUGUUAGCCUUCGAAGAGCUCUACAGGCGAACCAAAUCUUCACAAGAACAUUGACACAACUGAGGAAAGAAGACGGCUCAGUCGCGGGAUCUCCUGCUGAAGUCGCCAAAGCAGUCUAA
Necator americanus (New World hookworm) is the source of this 1209-nucleotide messenger RNA. RefSeq lists its product as uncharacterized. Bases 1 to 1209 code for a protein of 402 amino acids. The record is from RefSeq and is a predicted model, not a curated record. Gene Ontology annotation, biological process: chromatin remodeling. The transcript has a single exon. Lineage: Eukaryota; Metazoa; Nematoda; Chromadorea; Rhabditida; Ancylostomatidae. Gene Ontology annotation, cellular component: nucleus.